AUGCCAAGAAAUACUCUUGACACUGCCCCUGAUCAAGUCGACAUUGAUAAUGACGUUGAUUCUGUUCCGCAUGAGCGCGAUACUCCAGAAUCGAUAGUUACUACUUCAAGCUCCGGAGGAAACGAUGAGCAUAACCUACAAGAAACUAAGACUUCUAAACGUGCAGUUGGAAAGAAACGCCGCAGGUCUCCAGCUUUGGAGCUUUUAGAAGAGAAUGUUGCACAGGGUAUCGCUGUAUCUGAAACAUCAGAACCUAAUCCAAAGAAGAGGGUGUUGCCGCCCCGCAAGGUUGGGACACUUGCAAGUGUUCUUGCGGACGAAGUUGCAGCAGAUCAAGCUGCUCUGUUAGCGCCUCUUAUAUCAGGCGAAACAACGAUUUUGCUGACUUCUGAUGAAAGCCUCUUAGAAACUUGUGAUGUUAUAGAGGACAAUGAGGAUGAGGAAUUAAUUAAGACCAAUAAUAUUGAUGAUAAGGAAAUUUCUGUACCAUCAUUUAGAGUUGUUAAUGGAGAUAUAAGCGGGUUACGGAGUAAGGCUCAAGAAGAAGAUAUAUCUGAUGCGGCGUAUGAAAAGCGUCAUCGUAAGCAUGAGCUAGCCGAAAAGAAACUUAGAAAUCGUGAGCGCGAAAAGUUGGCAUAUGAGAGAUACCAACAACAAUUAGCCGUUGAAAAGUUGCGCAAUACCGAUUCAAAAAGUUUAAUAUCGGUUGCUGCUCUGCGAAAUAAGGAUGCAACAAAUGACGCGAGUAAGCUGCAGAUAGCACAUCAAAAAUUGCUCAAAGAGGCUGAAGAUACGUUAGCCAUAUAUGAUUCAUUUGGCUUAGGUGGAAAAAAGCGGAAAGUGGAUGCGACUAUCAAUGAAGGAGAGGGCAAGGCCCCGGAAGAACCUGAGAUGAAAAGAACACGACUUCGGGGGUCAAAAAGUACUUUGAUUACAAAUUCUGAUGAUGUCCCGCCCAAACCUAAGGAGGAAACAUCGACACGAAUUACCCGAAGUCGAAAGAAGAAAAACGAUGAACUUGCUUCAAAAGCGUCUACGAUAACAAAAAAACCUGCCAAAACACCACUAAAAGGAAAAAAAGCACAAAAUUCCAUGUUUCCUUCUACGACAGCAAUGUCAGCCGUGGCGCCAAUACUUUCAACUGCCGACCGUGUAACAAGUUUUGUUAGACCACGUACAGGAAUGGCAUCGGGCUCACGCAAGAGCACACGCUCUGCUUUUGCAUUCGGUGAACGUGUUCCAACCAGACUGAUGAGUAAAAAAGAUUUCGUUUUGCCCGAUGCUGUUUUUGGAGAACUGAUUAACCAGCGUGAACAAUUGCGAACACUUGAAAUUCAAGAUCAACGUCUUCAAUCAGAAGAAUAUAAAAUAUCUUCUGAAAGCAGUCGUGUCAAAUAA
This is a messenger RNA of Rhizophagus irregularis DAOM 181602=DAOM 197198, 1398 nucleotides long. RefSeq lists its product as uncharacterized. The record is from RefSeq and is a predicted model, not a curated record. Lineage: Eukaryota; Fungi; Glomeromycota; Glomeromycetes; Glomerales; Glomeraceae.